UGUGGACCAGCUCAACAAAUAACAUGAGUAAUUGGAUUUUCUUGUUAUUAAAAGCAAUGCUUAGCUUCGUCUGUAUCCUAGCAUCGUCCAAUAUCUCCAAUUAAGUCGUGUGACAAGAAUACUAAAUACAAACCCAAACUAUCACAUAAUCCACACUGAAAAUAAACACUACCGUCCCGCUAAUUCGCCGUCAACAAAACCUAUUUGAGAGCACGUGGAGAACGACCAGGCGUGGCCUCGGAAGAAGGGCGGGAACUGUCCCUCUGAUUGACAGCCGGGCUAACGCGCAGGCGCACUAACAACGGCAGCCCAAGAUGGCGGCGAUGGCGGGAGCCGACGGAGCGCCGCCGGUAGCUUCCUCAGCGGCACCGCCGCCGGCGGAGGACCCUGAGUCCUCAGCUCCAACUUCCGCCGCCUUGGCUUCGGCACCUUUGAGCGCGGCCCGGCCAGCUCGGCUCCCGUUAGCGCGGGUGAAGGCGCUGGUCAAGGCGGACCCCGACGUCACGCUCGCCAGCCAAGAAGCCGUUUUCAUCUUGGCGCGCGCCACGGAGUUGUUUGUGGAAACGAUUGCAAAAGAUGCCUACAUCUAUGCCCAGCAAGGAAAAAGGAAAACCCUACAGAGGAAAGAUCUAGACAAUGCCAUCGAAGCAAUAGAUGAAUUUGCCUUUCUGGAAGGUACGCUGGACUGAAGAGAGCAAAGGGCAGUCUCUGGAAGGAAAAAGAACCUGGCUGAGCUGAAGAGUCGGAGGGACGAUACCCUUUGAGAAGGCAGAAGAUCCGUGUCUGUCUGCCAGCCCACUGGGUCCAAAGUAGUCCUGAAAUGGGAAGCUUUCCCCAGGUUUAAGCAUGAAAUGGGAAACUUUUCCCCAGUAUACUAUAGUGGUUUGUACAAAGUUUAUGCACUUUCAAUACACACAUUUUUCCCCCGUUA
Heteronotia binoei (common prickly gecko) is the source of this 931-nucleotide messenger RNA. It is a transcript of the gene POLE4, whose product is annotated as DNA polymerase epsilon 4, accessory subunit. The transcript is spliced from 4 exons. Gene Ontology annotation, cellular component: nucleus; epsilon DNA polymerase complex. Bases 315 to 689 code for a protein of 124 amino acids. NCBI's taxonomy places the organism in Eukaryota, Metazoa, Chordata, Lepidosauria, Squamata, Gekkonidae. Gene Ontology annotation, molecular function: protein heterodimerization activity. The record is from RefSeq and is a predicted model, not a curated record.